This is a messenger RNA of Dermacentor andersoni, 1188 nucleotides long. The record is from RefSeq and is a predicted model, not a curated record. Lineage: Eukaryota; Metazoa; Arthropoda; Arachnida; Ixodida; Ixodidae.
AUGAACCAGGAGCUGCUCAAGUCAAACGCCGAGCUGAACGCGCCUUUUCAAUCAUCGGCGGUGGAAAAGGUGGCAGAGGCCGAAAGCAUGCGUGAAGUUGUAGAGAAUAGGAAACAUCCGCAUGCAUUGCCUCAACAGAAUUCAAAGAUGCUCGCUCUGGACCCAACACGUGGGAAUCAGGAGCUGAAGCUUACACAAGCGGUUGUAAGAAGUGUAUUGCUUUCAUCCCAACUGUCGGACAGCGAGGAACAAUGUGGAAAACUUGAGGAAGUCAUUGCCACAUUGCGCACUGAACUGGAGGCAAGUCGGUCUCGCCACAGAGAGCUGGAACAACAGUUGAGUCAGGCUGGAUGCGAGAAGGAAGCUCAUUCAAUGCGACUACUGGAAGAACAAGAUGAGCUGAACUGUGUUUCGUGCAGGGCAGACCAGCUUCAAGCACGGGUGAAAGAGCUCGAAGCCUCCAAGCAACAGCUGGACACGCUCUGCUCCGAGCUUCGGCACAAGCUAAGUGAGAACGAGUGCAAGCUUAACGUGGCUGCCGAAGAAAAGAGUGCGUUGUCUGAAAUCAAGGAAGUUCGAACAGCUCACGCCUCCUUGCGUGCCCAGUUCGAUGAAAGAAGUAAGCGGCAUGCGACGCUAAUAGCGUCUGUGCAGCACCAGGUACAGGCAUCCGAGGUCCUGGUUGUCAGACUGAACGAACAAAAGCAAACUCUUACUAAGAAUUCUGGAAAGCUUGAGGCCGACCCCAAACUGCUUCGUUCUGAACUGGUAAAAUUACGCGAAAAUAAUGCCAUGCUUGCGAGCGAACUAACUGAGGUUGCUCAUUCUCUUGAGAAAGUCAAUGAGAACCUCGUUUCGCAAAACAGCCAAUUAGAGAAAGUUAGUGCGGAAUGCGUCAGACUUCAGCGGUGCAUUGAGUCGAGCACAACUGAAAAGGCUGAACUUGAGGUUCGCUUGGAGAAGGAAGCAGAGGUUGUUGAUUCGCUCAAAAGAAAAUGUGCCGAGCAUGUUGCUGUGAAUGUGGACCUUUACCUUGAGCUCCAUCUUGGAUGGCAGCAGCGGCCGCGCACGGCACGCGUCAUGGCCAUGGCGUGGAACCGCGUUGUAAAAAGGUUGGUGGAUGUGCAGAGGGGGUACGACACGCGGACAGCUCGCCUCUGCUCUGAGCUUCACAUUGGGAGCCUGUAG